This is a messenger RNA of Cydia splendana, 1678 nucleotides long. RefSeq names its product dual specificity tyrosine-phosphorylation-regulated kinase 2 (gene Dyrk2). Gene Ontology annotation, molecular function: ATP binding; protein serine/threonine kinase activity; protein serine/threonine/tyrosine kinase activity. Bases 205 to 1584 code for a protein of 459 amino acids. The transcript is spliced from 11 exons. Gene Ontology annotation, biological process: peptidyl-serine phosphorylation; peptidyl-threonine phosphorylation. Gene Ontology annotation, cellular component: cytoplasm; cytoskeleton; nucleus. The record is from RefSeq and is a predicted model, not a curated record. NCBI's taxonomy places the organism in Eukaryota, Metazoa, Arthropoda, Insecta, Lepidoptera, Tortricidae.
CUUAAAACAUUUCGCAAAAAAGUCAAACUGACAUUUAUACAAAAAUCGUUAUAAACUAAAAUGCAGACCUGAAAGCGAAUCCCAACCCUAUUCAGUCUCCCUCUGAACAGCCAUGGGAGCGCACGCCCGCUGAACACAAUACAAACCUUAGAAAGUAACAAAAUAAACUAAAUAUCAGUGAAAUGUGUCAGUGAGUGUCUCGAGAUGGGAGUCGACAGCAUACCCCCGCCGACCUUACAGAUAGAAGCGGGCGCCGGCGAGGGCCCCGGGCCCCCUUCGAACAACAACACAGAGGCCGCUGCUUCUCCCCCUAGAGACGACAACCAUAAUGCUGCCCCUACGCCCCGAGCGAGGCCCCUCACUCCGUCAGACGCCCUCAAAAUGUACGGCGACCGGCUCUCAGAGUGGGAGCGGACGGAGGUCCGCAAGUACCCCGAGGUCUGGUUCCUGGGUCUGGAGGCUAGCAAGAUCCAGGCCAAGUCCAGUCUGCCUAACAACUGCGGGUUUGAUGACGAGAACGGGAGCUAUAAUAAGCAAAUCCACGACCACGUGGCGUACCGCUACGAAAUCCUGGAGGUGAUCGGCAAGGGGUCGUUCGGUCAGGUGAUCAGGGCCCUCGACCACCGGACAGGGGGGCAGGUCGCCAUCAAGAUCAUACGCAACAAGAAGAGAUUCCACCACCAGGCCCUAGUGGAAGUGAGGGUGUUGGAUCAUUUGAGGUUGAAAGACAAGGACCAGGCGCACAAUGUCAUACACAUGCUCGACUACUUUUACUUUAGGAACCACUUGUGCAUCAGUUUUGAGUUGAUGAGCAUCAACCUGUACGAGCUGAUAAAGAAGAACAACUACCAAGGCUUCAGCUUGAGCCUGAUCCGACGGUUCGCGAGUUCGUUGCUCAGGUGUUUGAGGCUGCUGGAAGCGGAGAACAUCAUACACUGCGAUCUAAAACCGGAAAACAUCCUCCUAAAAGCGCGAGGCAGCUCGUCCAUCAAAGUGAUAGACUUCGGCAGCUCGUGUUACACGCAUGCGCGCGUGUACACGUACAUACAGUCGCGGUUCUACCGCAGCCCCGAAGUGAUACUAGGGCUGCAAUAUGGGGCGGCUAUUGAUAUGUGGAGCAUGGGCUGCAUCUUAGCGGAGCUGCAUACUGGCUAUCCCCUCUUCCCUGGUGAGAACGAGGCGGAACAGCUGGCCUGCAUCAUGGAACUGCUGGGCCCUCCACCUCCAGACCUACUCAUUCACGCCACCAGGAAACGACUGUUCUUUGACUCAAAAGGCGCGCCGCGCUCGGUGACGAACUCGAAGGGGCGCAAGCGGCGGCCCGGCUCGCGCACGCUGGCGGCCGCCGUGAGGACGGACGACCCGGCCUUCUUACACUUUCUGCAUCGGUGCCUUGAAUGGGACCCAAAGCGCCGCAUUACCCCCAACGAAGCCUCCCGCCACGAGUUCGUGACCGGCUGCCCGCUGGGCUCGACGGCCUCGGGCGCGCUCGCGCUGCCCCGGCUCGCGCCGCCGCGGCCCGCGCGCGCGCUGCUGCACAGCCAGUCCGCGGGCGACGUGGCCGCCAUGCUGGGCCGCGCGUGACCGCACGCCGAGCUCGUCGUCAGCCAGAGUCAUACGCAGCUCGACCAAGGUCUUACCCAGGUGGUGAAUCUAUAGUUAGUCUUGAGACUUAGAU